This is a messenger RNA of Lytechinus variegatus (green sea urchin), 2964 nucleotides long. RefSeq lists its product as uncharacterized. The transcript is spliced from 14 exons. The record is from RefSeq and is a predicted model, not a curated record. The coding region runs from base 829 to 2553 and encodes 574 amino acids. NCBI's taxonomy places the organism in Eukaryota, Metazoa, Echinodermata, Echinoidea, Temnopleuroida, Toxopneustidae.
CCCCAAGUGAGUGCGCUAAGUAGGGAUCUCUACAUUAUAUAUCUUAUCAAACUGUACACGUGAGAAACCAUACUUUUCUUAUGAAAACUUAAACACGGCCGACUUUUCUCUCCGACUCGACGAUGGGGUCCCAGGAUACACAAUGAUAUUGUACUGAUAGAAGAAGAAGAAAAAAAUUUGUAUAUUUGUUUGUAAAUAUGACACCAAAAUACAAUCUCUGAGAUUCCCGGCAACCGCAGCAAUCAACCCUGAGGCAUAAAACAAGUAUUGAAUAGCGGAGCACCAUCUUGAAGGGGAAAAAGAAGUGAGAAUACUGAAAGAAAAAAACAAAUUAAAAAAAGAACGCACAAAGGGAGUUUCAGUGCAUUGAUGUAGAUUAGAUGCUCGGAGGCAUAGAUUUUCUUUAGAGGAAGAGGAAUCGACAUCGCAUGCGAGUUGUCUGUGGUCUCGUGGUAUUGAUAAUCAAGCUCAGGUUUGGUUUAUCCACCAAGGGAGCUGCAGCGGAAAGGAAGAGGUGUAUAAAGGCAGAGAUUUAAUAUCAGCUGUUUUUAUUCUACUCUGUGCAACAAAGACGAAUGAUCGACUGUUGCGUCUUUGAUUUUGGGAUCUCUUUCAGUUUCAUCAACAUUUUCCAUCUUGGAGGAUAUGAAAAUGAUGCCUUUUGAACGAAAACAGCAAGGAUGCCUUUCAAGUUCAGGAUGCAUGAUCUACAACAACUAACUGUUUGUGUUCUUUGAAAUUUUCUCCUGGACUAUCAUAUCAUAUGUUUAAUAGCAGACUUUUGGUUGGUUUUCAAACCUGACUUGAACCCUGCAUUGCCAAUUUGCCAUGAUGAAGAGUGUUGAACCCAAAGCAGACCUCCCUCCUGCAAGCUCUAGCACCAUGCUGACCUACAGUGCGUUGCCGGUCAGGAGACCCUAUCAUCAGCCCAGGGAAUCGCCCAGAAAUAUGACGGGUGUCUAUCUCUCCCAGUAUAUUCCAGAAUCAAAUCAAAAUGAUCCCUAUGGACUUCCCAGUAAUAAAUUCAAACAGCAGAGGAUUCCUCCCCUGGCCAAAGCGAGAGGAACUGUUUAUCAACCCAGAACACAGCCGGGAUAUUUAAGACAACAGCAGCGGAGACAGGACCUGAUGGUGAGAAGCAGAGGGGAAGCCAAAGCCUUUCAACCUUUACCUAUCAAGAGAGCCAAACCAAAAGGACCUCGUCAUGAAUACCAUGGGCCUUCACCUCACGUCAUAGGACCUAAACCAGACUAUCAUGCAGUAACAAGAAAAUCAGCCCGGAGUCGUGUCCCGGCAUCCAACGAUGGGGUGACCCAUUUUGAAGAUCUUCGUUCCAACUCUAGUGGUAACAGCAGUGAUAAAGCAACUCAAGAAGCAGAGGUGAUAGAAAGCAUGUUGGACAGUAUUAGUCUCGCCUCUAAGGAGAGUGAGAAGAGUUUAGCUGGACUCGUUGAAUGCUAUAAGAAAAUUUGUAAGGGCAAUACCUCAAGUGUACAUAAUCUAAUGACAUCAAGAGUAUCACCAAGUGGAAAACAUAAAAGGAAAAAAGGUCAAAUAAACAAUGGGAAUACACCGUUACUUAUAAGGAGUUUCCGAAAUCCUCAGCAUCCCCAUGCGGUCGUGCAGUAUUCCAGUCCCAAGGAUCGCACCGCAUCACCCCAGGGUUCCGGUCGUCCUCCGGUUCCUGCGCCUUACUUCUACAGCAGUAAGGGUCUGCCCCAGACGUCGGACGAAGGAGGUAACAGGGUCAAACUAUCAAGGUUACCAGGUGCUACAUCGAGAGGUCCUGACUCGGUGCUCGCCGCUCCAGGUGCAGGGUCGAUGUCAAGGUCAAAUAGCAGUCGAACAACAGGGUCAACACGAACCAAUCACAGACCUCCUAAUGGCAUAGAAGGGACACGCCCUCCUAGCCUUCAUACCAAUGCAAAGAUUAUCGAUUCUGAUUCAGUGUAUAUGAUAAAGGAAAACUUCCAUGUACCAGCUAGCACACCUGUAGCAUCUACAGUAGAUAUGAAUAGAAUGUCUGAGAUUGACCCAACUGACCACAGGUCAACAGAUUUAAGUCAGAGACACCAGGUGGUGACGUUACCAGGCAGCCACGCCCCUGGCAGCAUCACGUCCAGUGCCGUCGGACCCACGUCCUUCCCCAACGGUACCUCCGUGGGAGGGGAUAUAGAGCUAACAUCGGUAACGGGGGACAGCGUUGAGUUGGAGAGCAAGCCGGACAUCCAAGGUCGCAAGGCAUCCAUCGCCGAGACGGUCACCUUCUCCAUAACCAUCUCCGUGGAGGAUGACUCUGGUCAGUUGAAGACGAUGGAUCUAGAUGAGGAGGCUGGAACGCAUCAAACAGAAACUGGACACAGUGAAGGGGAUGUGAGUGCAAGCGAAGUUGCAGAAAAACAAAAGGAGUCUCAAGCCAAGAAGCAGGCAGAGCUCGAUCAGCUCCUAGAGGAGCAUCAUCAGAUUGUCUCCCAGAUCGAGGAGCUGGAGAAGAUCAAAGGGAGCACAGGAGACUCAGCAAAGGAGGAGGAGGAGAUGGAGGCUGAGCAUUAACAUCAAGCUCCCUCUUAUGUUUGGUUGGCAUGGAGAGUGGAUAAGAGAGACUGCAUUUGUUGUGUGGAGUACUCUAUGUGCUUACUUGUACUUGCACCAAGAAAUAAGAUGAAUGCUGCCAUCUGGAGGUUGUUUUGUUAUAGUCAAAGUUGGUGUACAAUGUAUUUAUGAGCAAUUUAAUGCAAUUUUAAUCUUUAUUGAAAAUCAGUGUAAAUAAAUCUUUGAUCAUAUGUUUCCCAAUUAAAUUUUGAAGUGAUGAAAGUACUAAUAAUUUGGACAUUUCUUCGUAUCAAUUAUGUAUGUAAGUUGAAUUUGAUGGUUUAUUAGAAUUACAACCUCCUCUCUCACUCUCUUUCAUUUAUUUUCUUUGUAUUUCUGUCCCUCUGUGUCUGUCUCUUGAUCUCAUUUUAC